Molecule: messenger RNA, 1365 nt
Organism: Cyprinodon variegatus (sheepshead minnow)
Lineage: Eukaryota; Metazoa; Chordata; Actinopteri; Cyprinodontiformes; Cyprinodontidae
Exons: 10
Coding region: 1-1365 (454 amino acids)
Biological process (GO): resolution of meiotic recombination intermediates
Cellular component (GO): condensed nuclear chromosome
Molecular function (GO): single-stranded DNA binding; ATP hydrolysis activity
Source: RefSeq, a predicted model, not a curated record
AUGAAUCAUCCAUCACCAGAGAAGGAGCAGCAGCCACCUCCAGAACAGAUAAGGAGCACAGACAGGAGGCCUGCAUACAUGAGCAUCGCUGUGGUAGGAGAUGCUUUUAGAGAGCAGAACCCUGCUGCUCAGCUCGAGGGUCGCUCCGUCUGUGACUCAAACCCUGAGGAGAAACAUCACAGCCGAGUCAUUCAGGUUCAGCCUACAGAAAGUCAGCAGCACGCCUACAAUGAGCUGCUGGCCUUUGCCCAGCCGUGCUUGAGUUCUGCCAGACAGCUGGGGCUCAACUUCCCCUCGUGGGGAGACUUCAGCUGCUUGGCCCCGGACCAAACUCACUUCCUGCUGAAGCAGCAGGAGAGGGCCCUCUGCAGGAUCCCAGCAGAGAGCACAGAGCUCAUUCGGGACCAGGAGCAGCUUUGUAACCUGGUUGCCCUCAUCCAUGUGUUAGUGACAUUCAAAGAGCUGCUGCUGAAGUGUGACCUGAGCAUAGCUGUGGAGUACCUGACGAAAGCAGCUGAGGCGUGUGUGGAUCAAAGCCUGAUGAAGCUGCUGAGGAGGCUGCAGAUCAUCCUCUUCCUCAGCCAGAAGGAAGAAUCCAACUUCAAACUGCUGGAACUUCAGCAGCUUUUGGCUGAAUGGCUUGGAGGCAGAAAAGGAAACAAAAAUGCAAAGAAAAUGCUCAUCAUUCUCUCUGUGGAGUCUCAUGAAACCAAAUCCAUGAUAAUCAGCAACUUGAGUAAAGUUUGUGGAGCUGCUGUGAGAUCGGUUUGUCCCGAUGAGGCACAGAAGAAACUGAACGGUGCCAGUGUGGUCAGCCUCGUGUGUGACAGUGAUUGUGUACUGGUGUUUGAGCAACAUAUCGGCCCUGACUUCCCCUGGAGCUGCUUCUCUCUCUUGGUGGAAUAUGACCAUCCAGGCCAGUCCCCCUGGUUCACCGUCUGCAGUGAGAGGAGCAUCAGACACCUUUCCUUCAUCACUAGCUGCUCCAAUGCUGAUUCUGACAAAGUAUUUUGGUCUCUGGAGGAAAAAGUCCCGUUUGUGUUGUUAGUGACUGAGGGGCUUCUGAGAUCUCCUCUGCUGCUGCAAACACUUGAGUCAGGCUUUGGUGUAACUGUGCUGGAAAGGAGUCUCUGUCCCACACUGCAAAAACUCGGAGGGAUCCACAGUUAUGCUGUGAUCACAGUGGAUGAAAGCACCGCCAUCAUCAUACAGGAUCAGGAUGAACUGGGUGAUGAUGGAGCCAGUGAGGGACUGGUGAUAAGGCUGAGUGCUCUCUCUCUGCAAUACAGCUGCUGUUGGCUAAUCCUGCACUGCCCUGACAGUCAGAGUGGAGGGUCAGAGAAAACACAGACUUUAUUAGGCUGA